CGGCGGCGUGCGUACCAGAGAAUCGACAAGUCAGGAGAUCGCUCCCCUGUUUGGAUCGAAAGAGAGGAGAAGAGAGAAGAGAUGGAGCAGGCUAUGCUGGCUAGGGUAUUGGCCGUUACCAGCGUUGGUUUGUCGUGGGCAGUAGCGUGGAGCCUCUUGUCGCGACAGCUCAAGAAGCCCUUCUCCUGCACGCCCGCCAUCCUCAGGACCUUGGACGCCGCCGCCUCCGAUCCAGUCAUCGGCCGCGACGACGAGAUCGACCGCAUCAUCUGCAUCCUCUGCCGCUGCAUCAAGAACUGCGCCGCCCUCGUCGGCCCUGCCGGCGUCGGCAAGACGGCCAUCGUCGAGGGCCUCGCUCGGCGCAUCGCUGCUGGGACGGUCCCCGAAGCCCUCGCUGGGGCCCGCGUGGCCGAGCUAGACGUCGGGGCCAUGGUCGCGGGGACCCACUGGCGCGGCAUGUUUGAGCAACGCUUGAAGGAUGCCAUCAAGAAGGCUGAGGAUUCUGCCGGCAAGCUCAUCCUCUUCGUCGACGAGAUGCACAUGAUUGUUGGUGCCGGCGACCAUCGUGGCAGCACCGGCGACGCCGCCAACAUCCUCAAGCCCGCGUUGGCCCGUGGCCGCAUCUGUUGCAUAGGCGCCACCACAACCGAAGAGUACCGCAAAUACAUUCAGAAGGAUGCCGCGCUCGAGCGGUGCUUCCAAAGGGUUGACAUCGACGAGCCGACCCUGCAGGCAACCGUUGUCAUCCUGCAGGGGCUGAAGCAGCGGUACCAAGACUACCAUGGACUGAAAAUUCGCGAUGACGGGUUGCUGCUGCGCACCUCGCCGGCCGUUAUAUUACACAGGUCGCCAGUUUCCUGAUAAAGCAAUUGAUCUGAUGGACGAGGCAUGCACUUCCCUGAAGUUGCAUCAACCAAAACAAAUUAGAGAUAAGAAAACUAGCACUGUAAAUGCAGUGGAGGAGCUAACCGUUGGUCCAUGUCAUAUUGCACAAGUUGUGAGCCGAUGGACUAAAAUUCCGAUCACUACACUUGGCCGAGAGGAAGAAAAGUUUAGCCACCUAGUAGACAGGUUGCAUGAGAGAGUCGUUGGACAGCAUGAAGCUAUUAAUUUGGUUGCGCAAGAAGUGCUACGUUCGAGGGUCGGCUUUGAUCAAUCUAGCCAACCAAUCGGUUCUUUUCUAUUUUUGGGGCCGACUGGUGUUGGGAAGACAGAGCUUGCGAAAGCACUUGCCGAGAAGCUGUUUGACAAUGAGAAGGCAUUAGUCCGCUUUAGCAUGUCUGAAUAUGCCGACAGUGGUUCUGUGUCAUGUCUCAUUGGAGGACCUCGAAGCUAUGAAGAAGACGGACAACUCACCGAGAAAGUCAGGAGCCAACCGCAUAGCGUUGUUCUUUUUGACGAGGCGGAUAAGGCACAUCCCUCGAUAUUCAUGUUGGGAAUCGUAGCAUAAUUUAAAAUUUUCCUACG
Messenger RNA from Triticum aestivum (bread wheat), 1467 nucleotides. RefSeq names its product probable chaperone protein ClpB 2. Gene Ontology annotation, biological process: cellular response to heat. The record is from RefSeq and is a predicted model, not a curated record. Bases 82 to 861 code for a protein of 259 amino acids. Gene Ontology annotation, cellular component: cytoplasm. Gene Ontology annotation, molecular function: ATP hydrolysis activity; ATP binding. Lineage: Eukaryota; Viridiplantae; Streptophyta; Magnoliopsida; Poales; Poaceae. The transcript is spliced from 4 exons.